Molecule: messenger RNA, 1529 nt
Organism: Phyllotreta striolata
Lineage: Eukaryota; Metazoa; Arthropoda; Insecta; Coleoptera; Chrysomelidae
Source: the annotation of a GenBank genome assembly
GAUUACAACCGUUGAUGGUCAUAUCGAUCACUUCUAUUUACGAAUCAUUUCUAUUUCCUAGCUCGUGUGCAAAAAUCGUCCAAAAUGAUCAUAAAUUCAUUUAAAUAUAAUUAUUACUUAUACUGGGCAGCAUGUAGUGUAAAUUUCUUGGGCAUCAAUACAGGCGGUGUAUGGUCGUGGGCUUCACCAUCAUUACCCAUACUGAAGAGCAACGAUACAUCGAUAAAUCCAGUCGGACGCCCGAUCACUUCGUACGAAGAAUCUUUAAUAGCAUCCUUGGCGAUUCUGGGCUCUGUAGUUGGAACUUUGGCGGGCGGUGUAAUUGGUGAAAAAUUCGGCAGGAAAAGAACUUUAAUGGUGUUCAGUUCGACCUUUCUUCUGGGUAACGUGGUUAUAGCGAAUUCGACUAGAGUUAUUUAUUUUUUUGUAAUAAGAUUCAUAGUAGGAUUGGGUGCGGGUUGCUCGGCUUCUCUUAUACCACUUUACAUUGGUGAAUUGUCUGAAGAUUCGAAUAGAGGUGCUUUGGGAUCGAUGUUCGGCCUGAUGUUGAGUGUUGGUAAUUUCCUUUCGUUUGCUGUGGGUCCUCUUCUCGAUAUAAAAACGUUCGCGUAUGUUUUGUUGGUUCCUGUUACUUUGUUUUUUAUCGUAGUGGUUCCUUUCGUACCGGAGAGUCCUUAUUACUAUUUAUCUAUUGGCAAAACUGACGAUGCGAAAAAUGCUUUAAAAAAGAUAAGAAUUAAUAACAUCGAAAAGGAGUUUAUUGGCUUGAGUCAAGUUGUAGAAGAGAGUUUAACUAAGAAAGCUACUUUAAAGGAUUUAUUUGCAUCGAGAGCGUCCAGAAGAGGUCUAUUGAUUGUCAUUACUUUGCUGCAAUUUCAACAAUAUUUAGGCAUUUCUGUGGUGUUAACGUAUUUGCAGCCUAUACUUGAAGCUAGUGGUAACAUUAUCCCCGCUUAUAUUGCCUCGAUAAUUAUAGCUACAAUUCAGGUUAUCUUUAGUUGUGUGGUAACUGCAUUCGUCGAUAAAGUAGGUAGAAAAAUUUUACUUUACGUUUCAUCGAUCGGUUGUUCAGCAUCACUGCUCGCAUUGGGAAUAUAUUUUAUUCUACAAGAUAAAAACUACGAUAUGAACUCGGUGUUUUGGGUACCUUUAGCGAGUUUAAUACUGUAUUAUGUAUGUUUUAAUUUAGGCAUCGGUCCCAUUCCUUUCAUUAUUUCCGGUGAAAUUCUAGCAACGAAUUACAAAUCUCUAUCUGCUUCCGUGUCCACUUGCUUAUUCUUGCUUAUAUCGUUUAUUAUCACUAUGUGCUUUCCCUUUGUACGCGACGCUUUCGGUAUGGGAGUCCCUUUCUGCGUAUUCAGUGCGUUAGGAUCGUUGGCUGUUGUGUUUGUAUUUUUUUUCGUUCCCGAGACCAAAGGGAAAAGUUUUCAAGAAAUACAGGACGAGUUGAGAAGAAAAUAAGUGGAAUUAUAAUGUAUUUUGUAAUAUAGAGUUGUUAUAAUAUAGCGAAAGGCAGAGGGAUGUUGAGA